AUGAAUCAAGAUACUGAACCUUCAAAGAAUGGAAUCUUCACCGCUACUCCGACUCCGUCAUCUGGCGGCCGUCGACAUGCCUGUGAUCGUUGUCAGAGGCAAAAACUUAAGUGUGAUAUCGAAAAACCAUGUCUCUUAUGCGUUCGUUCAGGGGCUUCAUGUGUAACAACACCGUCUGGAGCUUCAAGAAAACCGAAGCAGGUCCGGAGAAAAGCGGCCCGCAAAAGCACUACUGCCCCUAGUGCUUCGGGGACGCCCUCCGCCGCCCCCAAAGACUGGGACUCUGGAUCGUCAAAUUCGCGAACUAAAGAUUUCCUAGAUCAUCCUCACCCCCCUAGUCAAGGAGCAAAGGGUAUAUAUUCAAGUCCAGCUUUGUCAAGCUCACUGCAUGACGAUGACACAAUAUCUCAACAAACUACACCGUUCCCCGCGCCAGAUAAGUAUGCUGAGAUGUCCGCGAUUGGACUUACAAGUAAGCUUUUUCACAUUCACAAGCAAGGAUCCAUCAACUCUUUGGUAGAAAGCUAUAGUACAAAUGCUAUUCCAGGCGGAGACUUCGUGAAUACCCAAAACAAAGAUCGCCAGGCGGUCGAGUCAGUUAGCUUAGACUCGCUGUUCCCAGGGUUUGCCUUUCCACCGCGGCCAAUUUGCGAUUUUCUUGUAGAAUCCUACAGGAAGUCGGUGCAUUGGUUUAUGUUGCUCUUCCACGAAGCUUCGUUUAAAUGCGAGUACAAGGAGGUCAUGGAUAGUCAAGCGGCUAGUCCCCGUCAACUUGGAAGCGUUGUACUAUUUCUAAUGGUAUUUACUAUGGGAGCGCGGUACACGACCAAUGAAGAAGCAUUGGAAGCCUGUGGGACGAAUCUGGACCUAGAAGCACUCCAGCAGCAAAUACUCAAAGAAGUUCAAGCACAUCUAUUUGAUGUUAUCGAUAUAGGUGGAAUCGAGUCGGUCCAGAUUUGUAUUUUGCUAAGUUCAUUUUACAUGUACAACGGUAGACCAAACCUAGCUCUAGCUAUUUUGGGAGCAGGGGUACGAAGCUCACAGGCAAUUGGACUUCACAAGGAGUCUUUAUGGGGAUCCCUUAUCGAGACUGCCAAGGAGGCUCGUCGCCGCACAUGGUGGGCACUAUAUGUUUAUGACAGGUUUUCGUCGAUUACAUAUGGGCGGCCCUUAUCCAUCAACGAUUCUGAUUGUGAUGUGCGCAUCCCCGGUAAUCUGGAUGAUGCCUCCGACGUUCAUCCAUUGUUAAAUUCACUAGAACUUGUGGAUGCAGAUUCUUCAACCCAAGUUACCUUAAGCUCGUACCAUCGAUUCAAAUUCGCUCUGUAUCAUAUUGCAACCCCUAUUAUUGGUGACAUUUAUAAUUUGAAAAACUCAAAUCCCUCAAACAUGGCACAACAGGCUAUAUCAAUCAACACGAAUCUUGUGAGGUGGUUUGACCAGCUGCCAUCAGAACUAAAGCUAGAUUCAAAUACAGAUCUCGAUGUUAGCAAUCUUUCAGCUUCUGAGGUCAAGGUCUGCAAGUUAUUUCAGCUACAAGCUCUUGUAUUACAGCUAGCAUAUGACAAUAUUCAGAUCAUCCUUCAUCGGCCAUUUCUUCGAUAUAGUCAUUGUUUGGCUGUACUUCCUAAGUCUGCUACGUCUGAUUUGCGUCCCACAAGCUUGGAACAAUGCAGGCAUUGCGCCAGACGAACUUGUAAUAUUUCAUCGCGUUACUCGGAUCUUCUCCUGGCUGCUCGAGACACUCAUGCUGUUGCAUAUGUCGCCAUUCAAAACUUUACUGCAGGAGUUACAUUAGGAAUGGUGGCUUUGUCAGAUCCAGGUUCGGAACAAGCACAGGAUGCAAAAAGAGGGGUCUCGAAUUCAAUAUCUCUUCAGAGAAUGCUCGCGGUAUCAUCUAUCGUUCCAUUACAAACGGUAAAGGUUUUGGAGCAGCUUUUCCGGCUCAUAUUCAAAAGAGAAAUGGAGAUAAUGCUUGAUGGUCCCCCUUUAAAUCUGGAGACUGGCAAAGUCACUUCCAACUUCUCGCAACACGAACAGGGAUUCAAUGAGCCACCCCAUCAUCCUGUGCAAAAUAAGGCAACACUGCCUAAAUCUCCGCCAUUGCAGACUUCACAGACCGUUGUGAUGGGCCCUGUGCAAGCAUCCCGUCAAAUUGGAGACAGACAGUCGCAAGCAGAGGAAAUGAGGCCAGUGCAAGAGCUUGGUAAUGGUAUGGGCUGGAACAACUGGUCUUUUGAUGCAGGAAUUGAUAAUGCCCUAGAAUCAAUCCAACAAGUUCUCUGGCAAAAUUCACAUCCGGUGACAAGUUCAGAAACAUUGUCUAUGAAUACCACUGGUUUAUGUGGCAAUACAUGUGGGCCGCAAAGGCAGAUGGCGGCUGGCGAUUCUAAAGAUCCAAUCACUAUCCCACCAGAAGAAGUUCAGUCUUUCGACAUAAAUGAGACUUUAGGGCAGAGUUCCUGCGAUCUAUAUGGGCAAUGUUGGAUGUGGAAUUGGGAUCCCUCUGAUGGUGAUAAGGGACCCAAUUUCGGGUAA
Messenger RNA from Botrytis deweyae, 2538 nucleotides. RefSeq lists its product as uncharacterized. Bases 1 to 2538 code for a protein of 845 amino acids. The record is from RefSeq and is a predicted model, not a curated record. Gene Ontology annotation, molecular function: zinc ion binding; RNA polymerase II cis-regulatory region sequence-specific DNA binding; DNA-binding transcription factor activity, RNA polymerase II-specific. NCBI's taxonomy places the organism in Eukaryota, Fungi, Ascomycota, Leotiomycetes, Helotiales, Sclerotiniaceae. Gene Ontology annotation, biological process: DNA-templated transcription; positive regulation of transcription from RNA polymerase II promoter by galactose. The transcript has 6 exons. Gene Ontology annotation, cellular component: nucleus.